UUCAGCCUAUCAAUAGACCAGAGUUCCUUUCGGUCUGGCGCAAUGCACUCAUCUUGCUGCCAGCGUCAUGGAAGUCAGCUCAGAGCCCCUUGCGAAGCUGGAAGAUGAGGUCCCGGAGUGGCUGGCGCAUCGUGUCCGGGUGCUGUGCAAGCCCAGCUGUCCGUCUCCCACGCGCCUGGAGCUGAUCUUCGGGAACUUCGAUUUGUCGCCGACCCACUGGGACCUGCUCCUGACCUGGCUGGCGGCGCCCAACAGCCUGGCGCAGCAGGCGGCGGCCGGAGCCAGAGGUCCGCUCCCGGUGUGGGCGGACUUUCGGAAUGCCAAAGUGGGGGACUCUGAGCUGGAGGCACUGGUGCGGUGCCUGACAAAGAGCCCAGGCCCAGGCACAUUGGGGCUGGAGAGGUUGUGGCUGGCAGACAAUGAGAUCACCAACAAGUCAGUCGCAGCCUUGCGCAACUUGCAUCUUGGCAAUCUCCGUGACUUGGACCUGGCAGGAAAUAUUCUAGAUGAUGCCAGCAGCUUCUCUCUGAUAUCAUCCCUGGCAGAGGCCAACUCGGUGUGCACGGUGUUUUUGGCUGGCAACCUGAUCCGCAAUCCGCCGGCGCUGGUCGAACGCUUGCACAAAGCCGGCAUUAAGGUUCACUUGGAUGAGGUCCCUGGUGACUCGCCUCGCAUGUCCCUGCCGCAGUUCUGCUUCCAGCGAGCGGUCAAGUCUGACCUGCCACGCCCGGCAAAGCGGAAGGGAAGGACAACACCGGUGAAAAUGGAGAGCGAGUCGCCGGAUGCGGACUCAGAGGUGAGCGCGGCGAUCCGGUCGAUGAAAGCGAUGCUGGUGGAAGCAUUUGCGCAGUCUUCCGUUGCAGCGGUGCCGCGAGAGGAAGACACUCCAUUAUUACCAUCUCAGCCCACUUUGUCAAUGCCGUCGCAAUUGGUUGGCUUCACUUCAGGUCCAGGGAUUGUCUCCACUCCGGGUUUCGUCAACUCAGUUCCAGGGAAUGGCUCUACUCCGGGCUUCGUGAAUGGCACCUCUCCGUUCCUGCCUGGACAUGUGAACAUCGGCGCUUUGUCCAACGGCACCGCUUCCUUCCUGCCCAGCCAGGCCCAUUUGGGCUAUGUUCACGGCCCCGGCUCCAACGGCACAACGUUGUGGGGCCCGCCCUUUUCGCAACACCCAGCCCCACCCCCCGCUCCUCAACUGUUCCCAGCGCCUCACCUAGCACCCCCGCCCCCAGCGCCUCAACCACCAGCACCAGCUCAGCCACCGCCUCGCGUGGUACCGGCGCCUCGCGUGGUGCUGGCGCCGCAAGCGGCUCCAGCGGCUCCAGAAUCUCCAGCGGCACCGGCGGCACCGGCGGAGCUGGCCAAGUACGAGGCCGCGCUGCUGGGGGAUGACUUCCCCGAGGUGGGGGAGGCGCCCUGGAAGUCCCUGCGCCGCAGGCCUCGGCGGGCUUGAGAGCCGAUGUUCCGCUUUUCCUCUGGCGUCCCGUUAAGCAGCCAAAAAGCCAUUAAACACCUCCCCAAUUUCAGGACGCUCCUCAGUUUCACCCCGUCCAACCCAAGGGAAGCCAUGGAUGGCCCAGUGGAAUAUGUCGCGGG
Messenger RNA from Effrenium voratum, 1596 nucleotides. The record is from the annotation of a GenBank genome assembly. Lineage: Eukaryota; Dinophyceae; Suessiales; Symbiodiniaceae.